Molecule: messenger RNA, 1002 nt
Organism: Mytilus trossulus (common blue mussel)
Lineage: Eukaryota; Metazoa; Mollusca; Bivalvia; Mytilida; Mytilidae
Exons: 1
Coding region: 1-1002 (333 amino acids)
Source: RefSeq, a predicted model, not a curated record
AUGUUAGUCGAUACUGGCUCAGUUUAUACACUGAUAAGUGAAGCUUUGUGGGAGACCUUACGGAGUAACUUGUGCACGAGUGAUAGGUACAGGUGUGCAGCAGGUAGUAGCACUAUUGUACCUAGUACACUUGAGUUAGUAAGGGAACAGCACAAGGUCGUAUCAGCAAAUGGUGAACCUAUUGAUAUCUUAGGGAAAACACAACUAAGUAUUUGUAUAGGACAGGAAGUGGGAAGACAGUCAGUUUUAGUAGCUAGGGACCUGGCACAGGAGUGCAUCCUUGGGGUUGAUUUUAUGAGGGCCCAUAAAUUGAUAAUUGAUUUUGAUACCAUGGCAUUGAAAUCUAAAACAACAAAUAUUUGCCUUAAGAAAGGAAACGCUAAUCUUGCGUGUAACAUAAAAUGUGCUAAAAAAGAAGUAAUUCCUGCUGGACAUGAAAAGAUUAUUGACGGAAAACUUGUUGCUAAGGGCAGAGGAGAGGUUAUGACGACAAAUUAUGUCGGUAUAAUUGAAUCAAAAUUAAGGCAAACAAAUGAGAAACCUGUACUGUUAGCACGAAGCCUUGUAAUGUCCAAAAAAUUAACUGUACCAUUGAGGGUAGCAAAUUUUUCAAGUGAAGACGUGACAAUCUACAAAAACACUACUCUAGGGAUUUUCUCUACGAUUGAUGAGAACUUUGAUAAAGACAAGGGUGUUUGUGGUGCGGUAAACAGUUCUACGGGUUGUACUGGCAUCAGGAACACAAUUGAUAAUAUGCAUGUUGAUUGUUCAUUAAAUCUUGAACAAAAAGGAAGACUCAAUUCCCUGUUAGAGGAAUAUAGCAGCAUAUUUUCAAAUGGACCAGCUGAUCUUGGUCGAACCUCAUUGGUGAAACACCACAUUGAAACCGGUAGUAGUUGUCCCCUGCGACAAGGGGUAAGACGUGUGCCUAUACACAAGCAGAAAGAAAUCAAAGAUCACAUUGACAACAUGUUACAGGAAAGGAUUAUUCAGCCAUCAUGA